CCAUGAGGUCAUCCACGGUUAUACAAGUACUGAGUCAUAAUUUGGAAAUUCGACCCACAUCAUGUACUGUACUGUACCCAUUUAUACAAAUCGAACGUCAUGCGGUAAUCUCCUUACGCUUAUCAUGCCUUUCCUCACAUAUAAACAUAUAAUAUUGUCCUUCCAUUACUGUACAGAUACCACAGAAGGACCAAUUUCAUCUUGAUUACACAAACAGGUCCUUGACUUGCGGAUAACGUGCAUUGUUUACACACAUUCUUUCCCAAGUCCCACCUACCAUGGCAGAGGAAUGUAGAAGCGGCUACAGGGAGAGAAAUCUGAUACUCAACACCAAGUCGAAGAAAGGUUGAGUUGGGCUCGUGACCACGAAAUCGGGGGUAUUGUUGGGGCCGUAAAUGAGCAUUUAUAAAAUCCGAAAUGAGUGACGAGGGAACUCAGUAAAGGUGCCAAGUCAAGGACUCAAGGCAGCGAUAUCACGGUACCUAGUAGAGCAUGAUGAAGAUCUGUCAUUGGUGACUUCGUACUUCACAGAAUCGGAAUUCAUGUACUCGUCUUUACUCGCAUCACAGCACUAAUAGUGGAGGGAAGCGAACCCUAACCCUAGUACCGUAUGGAAUGUACAUUGUACAAGCAGUACCGACCUCAACACUGGGAAACCUGAUGCUCGUACUUGUAGAGCUUUCGAGGACAACCUUGCGCUCUCACACUCGAACGGCUGGUGGGAAUCUGCACUCUUCUCAGGUGUUUCUCUACCAUGCGCUCUGAAUGUUUUCCACAUGAUAAAAUUCGCAGGCCGCGGGUUCUUUGUCCAGCUGACCAAGGAGCGGGAGUUCAUCACCAUUUAAGGAACACCACAGCGGCAGCGUUAACAGGUGAACCGAAAGCUUUUACUUCUCUUCAGUCAGCCAUUGUGUUCUUCUUCUCUGCUUCCACAAGUAUAAGAGAACAAGGGAUUCUUCCCUCUGAAGCCUCUCAUUUUCGAUUAUUCUCUGUUUCUGCUAGUGGGUCCCUGGGAAUGUUAGCUUACAGUGAAACUCCACGAAGAAAAGACGAGCCAGCUCGAAUCCUGCAAUGAAGAAACAGAAUUGUACAAUAGCACCGUAGCCUACCUCGUUAUAAACUGUCUCAAGGUUCACAUUCUUCUCCGUACACACGGGCAGAUCGCACUUGUACUGGGCGUUCCGUGUCUCUAGUAAUUCGAGUAGCGCGGCAGUUCCUCCUCCUCGUCUAGAUUCGAACGUCAAAGUCAAAGUUUAUACUGGGGUGCACGAACUAGCAAGCUGAGUGGUGGAUUUAGAUCCCUCUCUAUAUGCUGUACCUCGUUCCGAAUUUUAGUACCAGCUUUAAUGUCCGCAUCUGUACCUGUGGAAUGUAGCGUAGGAAUUUCAGAAAGCAUUCUCGAGAAGUCAGAGCUGUCGUCAGUGUUCUACAUUCGAACUAUAAACAAGCCCCUGAGCACGAGUGUCCGAUGACAGUUAUUCUAUGUUUCCUCGUUGGACUAUUAUAAGCAACUAAGACCGUGGAUAUUUGACAUGUUACCGACUAAUGAUGAUGUACUAACUCUUCAAGUUCAUUCAUCCCCAUUUUUGUUUACACUUCCUGGUGAGUGAGUCGAAAACUGCGAAAGAGCGGUUGGCUCUUACCAUGUCGAAAGUCAACCAUCCAUGUUGUAGAUUUGGAUCGUCGACAGUCGACAUUGUUAACUAUUGGGAAGUAAGCGGUUUCCGAUGGGUUGGCUCGACAGUUAGCGGGUUUUGGGAGUGCUUGUUAGAUCCUGUCGAGCUGCCCAACUAAAACUCGCCAUGCAGAGGCGGCUGGUGUCUCUCUUCCCUUGACCACACAUACGUGCUUCUCAUGCAUCAAACGCUUCGGCCCGCACCGAUUCUCUCUGGAAAGGAAUUAUGCCCUUCGCGCGCACAGAUGGUAAAAGUCAGGUUCCUCAUUGUGGUCUGACUAAACCUCGAAUCUCACUGAUGUCAAACAAAGCUCAUGAUCAG
Molecule: messenger RNA, 1997 nt
Organism: Marchantia polymorpha subsp. ruderalis
Lineage: Eukaryota; Viridiplantae; Streptophyta; Marchantiopsida; Marchantiales; Marchantiaceae
Source: the annotation of a GenBank genome assembly